Molecule: messenger RNA, 8210 nt
Organism: Paecilomyces variotii
Lineage: Eukaryota; Fungi; Ascomycota; Eurotiomycetes; Eurotiales; Thermoascaceae
Product: putative translational activator
Exons: 6
Coding region: 1-8121 (2706 amino acids)
Biological process (GO): regulation of translation; cellular response to amino acid starvation
Cellular component (GO): cytosol
Molecular function (GO): protein kinase regulator activity
Source: RefSeq, a predicted model, not a curated record
AUGGACGACGAACAAUGGAAUGAAGUGAAGAACGGGGACCUGGAGAGCCUGGGCAACGUCCUGCUGUCGAGCUCGACGUCCAGGAGAAUUCGUGCUCUCCAGGAACUUCGGGAUAAGAAUGCCAGCCCGAUCACUGACAGCUCUACAGGCGCUGUUCUUGCGCAGCCCUUUCAGAUUCCUCUUCUAGAGCUCUUAUUUCGGACAUACCCUCUUUAUGUCGAUCGUCCAUCACGUCAAGCUGUCCAGCAAUGUCUGCGCGCCAUCCUGCGGGCUCCCAUCAAGGCAGAUGAACUGAAAUAUCUGAUUCAGAGGCUGCUGAAGGAAUCCUCCAAGCCAACGUUGGCUCCCUCGUCGGCGUUCGUUCUAGUGGAAUGGUGUUCUGUUAUCCUACAAUUCUUUCGCGAUGACCCGAACAUCCCUCUGUCAAUGAUCCUGGAUAUCUUAUCGGCUGAUGCCAGACUGUUGGAGGUUUGCCUGGGAGGAACACCGAGAGCAGCUGUGAGGCAGUCCGCUAUCAGGGUUACCAGACGUGCUCUUAGGGCGACCUUCUCAUCAGAACUGCGCGGCCCAGAUGCUAUACAGGAGAUCGUUACGCGACUCACAACUGCUUCAACUGGGGCGCAGAAAAAUGCACCUUUCCUUGGAGUUGUCUCUGGUGUCUCUGCCCGGCUUCCAGACAGAAAAAAUGUUAUGGAGGGACAAAAGAAGAAGGUUCUAACGUUCUAUGCCAAGGAAAUUCUGGGUGCUCGGGCUUUGGUUCCUGCUCACAUAGCCAGCGGCCUGUCUGACUUUUUUGCCUCUUUCGUUACAUAUGAAGACUUGACGUCGGACGUACUUCCGACUCUCGAGAAGGCUAUUCUGAGGUCACCAGAAGUAGUACUAGGUGGUCUAGUCCCGCCGCUCUGCUCUUCAAUUUCUGAAGAGAUCGACCUUUCCGAGGUUUUCUAUUCUCGUCUUCUAAAGCCUCUGCUGUCAAGCCUCAAGUCGACAAACCCGGCAAUCAGACAAGGUGCUUCUCUGUCCUUCGCGUCAUUUAUCUCAAAAUGCAAGACGGAGAGUUGGCUGGGCAAGGUCACGAGCGAGAUCAUCGGCCCACUGAAGACUCAGAAGAUUACAAAUGCCGAUCAGCGUGCGGUCCAUGCUGAAGUACUCUCGUCUAUUCCAUGCUUCAUUGACCUGUCCCAGGAGAUAGUUCGCGGCCUAGUUCCCGUGUUCUCUCGGGAAUCGAACGAGCCGACCUUGGAAAAAGAGAUCGGUGCAUUCUGCAAACACCUUGAGUUCCUCAUUCGCUCCAAGGUCACUAUCUCUGACGACGUUAUAAGUGCUCUCGUGAAAGGUUCUGCAGAUAAGCGAGUGCCCUUCAAAAAGCUUUGGCAGCUUAAUGUUGCGGAAUUGCUUUGGAAUCUCGAUGACGGAGUUCUUCUUGAUUCUCAGAACCAGUCGCUCAUUUCUCAAUUUGUGGGCAAGCUGAAGGACACCUUCAAUGAGACUGUCUCCAAUCCUUUACCUGCAGCUCAAAGCGGUUCUGUAACAGGAGCAUAUGCAUUUGUUGCGCUGUCCGGCAGGAGAUCCAGGAACAAGGAAGAUGCUGCAUCGUCGGACUGGGCAGACAUUGUGAAGCAGUCCAUGACACUGGCCCCGAAACCAUCCUUUGUACUCAACCCCAAGGUUUAUUCUAAACUAGUGACUCCGGGUGAUUUCUCAUGGGAGACAAGGGCCCUUGCUGCUCUUGCAACGGAGCGAGGUUUCAUACAAGCAGACCCUGCCGCGAAGAACUCCUGGGCUCAGGCUUUCCUCUACGCUAUAACCGGCACCGAAGUGUCCGCUAAGACUCGAGAGGAAGCGGUUAAUGUGUUGUCUGAUGUUUACCUGAAGAAUCCGGCUGUGAUUGGGAAUGCAGUGAUUGAUGCUUUGUGGAGUUGGAUUGCAUCUUGCGUCAACGGCGAAAAGGAAUCUGCGGCGGUAAUGGCAGGACCAAACAGCGUGAACUUCCUUCAUCUGGGGGUAAAAGCAAUCUGCCCUCGUCUUUCGGAUUGGCAGAAGACGGGAAAUGCAGGAUGUGAGGCUGCACUGAAAGACCAGCUCAUUCAGCUCAUUGUUCUUUGCCGCCCAGGACUUGUACCUGGUUUUUCUUGGAUCGACUUGUGCCUACGGGUCGGUAUAGAUCCUGGAAAUUUGGUCCGCGAACAUACCAAUGAGUUCAUGAAGCAAUUGACUAGCGUACUUGAAAACCCGGUCCGGUCAAAGCUGUCUCAAGCGAAGGCUGCUGUCGGAGGUGCCGCCGGAGACCUAGCAUUCGUGGCUCCAGACGAAAUGGUACCGCUUCUUGUGGAUCAGAUUCGAGAUGACUUGGAUGUUGCGCGUAUAUCCAAAUUCACACCAACUGAUGCUGCAAUCGCCCGCACCCCAGAGGGGACGACAUUCGUAGAUGUGCUCAACUCCAAGGCUAAGCAGCCUCUAUCCGACAAGAGUGUCAAGGACUAUGACACCCUUAAGUGGGAAGAGGAGUUACGAGCCCAGAUUGCUGAGAAGAAGGGCCAGAAGCAGAAAAAGCUUACUGCAGAAGAGCAGUCUAAGGUUAAUGCACAGCUCGCUAAGGAGGCGAAAAUACGAGAAGAGGUGCGCUCUGAAGUUGAAAGAAUCGAGAGAGGAGCAACGAUCGUCCGAGGCCUUGCGACAAAUACACCUACGGAUGCGGAUGGGUGGAUCAACCAAGCUGUCAGUUGCCUUCUGUCUCUCGCACGUGCAGGUGCAGGUUUGUUCGUCGGAGACGUUGUCUCGCGAGCGUAUCUCUCUUGUUCAGAAAAAGUAUCACCGCGCCUAGGCAACAUCAGACCUUUUGUCGGUGUUGCCACCCUCCGAGCUCAAGGUAGCACUUACCUCCCCUCUGAUAUGGAGGUGGAACCCCUUGGGGAACUGGUCACAAGAAUCCUUUACCGGCUGCGCUUUGCCUCAGAGCAACGACCCUUUGACACUUCAUCACUGGCCUAUGUGCUGCCGCUAGUCCUCACCGUUCUUAGCAAUAACGGAAUCGAAGAGAAGAAAGGAGAGGAGGAAGGAGAACAGGUGCUAUUGGCCCUGGAGUUUGUUUCAUUCCACUGCAGCUCAUUCUCAGAUACCCGCCUCCCUCGGGCAGAGGUCUUGCGACACCUUAUAUCCUCCAUGCAGAAGUAUUCUCAGCAUUAUAAGCUGAUCAAAGAUGCUUUGUUUGACUUCUGCCGGUCCAUAUCGCCAAGUAUCAGCAGGGAGGAACUGGAUACACUUCUCCAAGGCACAAUACUGCCAGGCGUAUCUGUCAGAACUGCUUUGCUUCAGGUCAUUGCGGAUGAAAUUGACCUUACCGAUCUCGACUUCUCCGAGCAUAUUUGGCUGAGCUACCAUGACCACGUGGAGCAGAACGCGGAACUCGCUGAAAGGAUAUGGGAAGAAAACGCGCUGGAGGUCGACGAGAAUUCAUAUAUUGCAAUUAUGAAGUAUCUCGGGUCCAAGGAUUCACAGCUACGAGGGACUGCGGCUCGUGCCCUGGCCCAUGCGAUUGACUUGAAUCAGUCUGUGUUCGAAAAUGUCCUGUUCGACCUACAGUCAAGAUACGAAGAUGAGAUCAAGCCUAAAGCGCCUGCGAAGGAUAAGUAUGGAAUGCCGCUGAAGGCGGAAGUUUCGGAUAACUGGGAGAUUAGGAGCGGCAUUGCUCUCGCUUUCAAGGCCAUGACAAAAGGAUUCCAAGGCGAUCAGAUAGUGUCAUUUUUCAAGUUCCUCAUCGAGAAAGGGCCCUUGGCUGAUAAAAACCCUGUGGUCAGAGCGCAGAUGGCGGACAGUGGGAGAACCGUUAUUGCACUUCGAGGUCAGGAGAAGGUUGAGGAGCUAAUGACUCUCUUUGAGACAACACUGGAGACUUCGGAUAAAGCAACCGAGAGCUCGGACUGGCUCAACGAGGCUGUGGUUGUCCUUUAUGGAUCCCUCGCUAGACAUUUGAAGGCGCAGGAUCCGCGACUGGAGAAGGUCAUCAGGAAGCUCUUGGCUACUCUUCCGACACCCUCUGAGAGCGUGCAGUCUGCGGUGGCGGACUGUCUACCUCCACUGGUGAGACUUGCUGGAGAUGCUGUUUCAAGUUACGUCGAAGAGUUGCUCGAGCAACUUCUUCGGUCAAAGCAGUAUGCCUCUCGCCGUGGUGCUGCGUACGGUCUGGCUGGAAUAGUUCGUGGAAGAGGAAUUGCGGCAUUGCGAGAGUAUCGGAUCAUGUCUCUCCUCAGAGCAGCCACUGAGGACAAGAAAGACCCAAACCAAAGGCAGGGCGCGUUGCUUGCAUAUGAGCUCUUUUCUACGGUCCUUGGAAGGACAUUUGAGCCAUACAUCAUUCAAAUUGUGCCUCAACUUCUGGCAAGCUUUGGAGAUCCCAACAUCGAUGUCCGCGAUGCCUGUCUUGAUGCCGCGAAAUCUUGCUUCUCGAACCUCAGUUCUUAUGGCGUGAAGCAAAUCCUGCCGACACUCCUCGAAGGUCUCGAUGAAACACAAUGGCGUAGUAAGAAAGGCGCUUGUGAUCUUCUCGGUGCCAUGGCAUACCUUGACCCGCAGCAACUUGCGGCGAGUCUUCCGGACAUUAUCCCUCCUCUGACGGAGGUUCUUAACGACAGCCAUAAAGAAGUUCGCAAUGCGGCAAACAGAAGUCUGCAGCGCUUUGGAGAAGUCAUCAGUAACCCGGAAGUGAAGAGUCUGGUCGGUGUGCUUUUGAAGGCACUCAGUGACCCGACGAAGUAUGCCGAUGAGGCUUUGGAUGCGUUGAUCAAAGUAUCCUUCGUGCAUUAUCUCGACGCUCCUUCGUUGGCGCUUGUUGUUCGUAUCCUCGAGAGAGGCCUUGGAGAUAGAUCCGGAACCAAGCGCAAAUCCGCUCAAAUCAUUGGUAGCCUGGCCCAUCUCACGGAGCGUCGUGACCUCAUAUCGCAUCUCCCUAUCCUGGUUGCUGGACUACGGCUUGCCGUUGUCGACCCCGUUCCUACUACCCGUGCCACUGCGUCCAAGGCUCUUGGUUCUCUCAUCGAGAAACUGGGAGAAGACGCGCUUCCAGACCUCAUUCCGAGUCUCAUGUCGACUCUCAAGUCGGACACUGGCGCUGGAGACAGGUUGGGAUCUGCACAGGCUCUUUCUGAAGUUCUUGCAGGACUGGGGACAACCAGACUGGAGGAGACAUUGCCCACUAUCUUGCAAAAUGUGUCCAGCUCGAAGCCGUCUGUCCGCGAAGGCUUCAUGUCUCUCUUUAUUUUCCUUCCUGCUUGCUUCGGUAACAGCUUUGCUCCUUAUCUCAACAGAAUCAUUCCGCCAAUUCUAUCAGGUCUGGCAGAUGACAUUGAGGCAAUUCGAGAAAUCGCUCUGCGUGCGGGUCGCCUGUUGGUCAAGAACUUUGCAUCCAAGGCUGUCGAUCUCUUGCUUCCUGAGCUCGAGCGCGGUCUGGCAGAUGAUAGCUACCGUAUUAGGUUGAGCUCAGUCGAGCUGGUCGGAGAUCUGUUAUUCAGUAUUAGCGGUGUCACCAACAGACAGGAUGCAGAAGAAGAGGAAGAAGGAGCAGCACAGGCAGGACAGUCACUACUGGAAGCCCUCGGAGAAGAGAAACGAAACAGAGUCUUAUCCUCUCUGUACAUCUGUCGUUGCGAUACCUCUGGCUUGGUCAGAAGUGCUGCGAUCAUUGUUUGGAAGGCGCUUGUCGCUUCUCCUCGCACGCUCAAGGAUUUGGUUCCUACUUUGACGCAGCUGAUCAUUCGCCGUCUUGGAUCAUCCAACAUGGAACAGAAGGUCAUUGCUGGCAAUGCACUUGGAGACCUUAUCAAGAAGGCUGGUGAAGGCGUCCUUGCAACCUUGCUGCCAUCUCUCGAAGAGGGCCUUCAGUCGUCGCUCGAUGUUGACGCCAGGCAAGGUAUAUGUCUUGCUUUGCGAGAACUCAUUACGUCUGCAUCAGAUGAGGCUCUUGAGGAUUACGACAAGAGCCUCAUAUCUAUUGUGCGGACUGCUCUCGUCGACAACAGUGAAGAUGUGCGUGAGGCUGCAGCUGAAGCAUUCGAUGCACUGCAGCAGAGUUUGGGCAAGAAGGUGGUUGAUCAGGUUCUGCCUCAUCUCCUCAUGCUUCUGCGUAACGAUGAGGAUGCCGAACAAGCUCUGUCGGCCCUUCUUACCCUUCUCACGGAGACUACCCGUGCAAAUAUCAUUCUCCCUAACCUCAUCCCGACACUGCUCACUCCACCAAUUUCCGCUUUUAACGCCAGGGCUCUUGCGUCGUUGGCAGAAGUAGCAGGGCCAGCCAUGACUCGCAGGCUCCCGACGAUCCUGAACUCUCUGAUGGACGGUAUCAUAGAAACCAAGGACGAUGAGCUCAAAGGCGAACUCACCAAAUCAUUCGACACAGUCUUAGUUUCCGUUGACGAGUUCGAUGGUCUCAGCGUUACGAUGAACGUCAUGAUUUCUCUCAUGAAACAUGAUGAUCAUCGUCGACGCGCCAAUGCUGCUAAUCGCCUAGCCACUUUCUUCCAGGAAGCUGGGAUCGACUUCUCUAGAUAUUACCAGGAUCUGAUCCGUGUUCUGCUUAUAUCAUUCGAUGACAGAGACAAGGACGUCGUUAAGGCUGCUUGGACUGGCUUGACACAGUUGACUUCACAUAUGCGCAAGGAAGAGAUGGAGCUUUUGGUUAUUCCUGCACGCCAAGUGCUCCGACAAGUUGGAGUUCCAGGAGCGGACCUGCCUGGCUUCAGUCUGCCAAAGGGUAUCAGCGCAAUUUUCCCGAUCUUCCUCCAGGGUCUUCUGAACGGCAGCGUGGAGCAACGCACGCAGGCUGCACUGGCUUUCGCCGACAUCAUCGAUCGUACAGCAGCAGAUGCCUUGAAGCCUUUCGUGACACAGAUAACUGGUCCGCUCAUCAGAGUCGUCUCCGAACGUUCUGUUGAGAUCAAGUGUGCCGUCUUCUACACCCUCAACAAAUUACUGGAAAAAAUUCCCCUUGCUGUCAAGCCUUUCCUGCCGCAACUGCAGAGAACGUUUGCUAGGGGUCUAGCGGAUCCGUCGAGUGAGACUCUGCGUAACAGAGCCGCCAAGGGACUUGGUAUUCUGAUUACUCUGACUCCCAGAGUCGACCCACUUGUUGCAGAACUUAUUACCGGCUCGAAAACUCCCGAUCCCGGUGUCAGAAAUGCGAUGAUGAAAGCGCUCCAAGAAGUGGUGGGCAAGGCUGGGUCUAGCAUGAGCGAGGCCUCAAGAAAUGCUGUUCUCGCCUUGAUUGACGAUGAGACCAGUGAUUCAACAGAUGCCAUGGCAAUAACCAACGCGCGCCUGCUUGGUGCGCUCGUCAAGAACCUCCCGACUACAGCUGCCUUGCCACUAAUCAAGUAUGAUUCCAUCCUUCUGGUAGAUGACAAUGCACGCAUACUAACGGGAGUUCUCAGGAACCGUGUCCUGUCCACUCAUUUCACCCAUGCGUCUGUCCUUGGAUUGAAUGCCGUAUUGGUCGAAUCGCCUUCGUUGCUGCCCGAGAACUUCCCCGCGGAGACGCCGUCUAUCAUAUGCCAAGGCAUAGCUCAUAAAGAUACAUUCAUAUCCGAUAAUAGCGUCCUGGCUGCUGGAAAGUAUCUCCUUACGGAACAUGCCAACAGAUCGUUUGAGACAAAUAAGGCGAUAUUUGAAGCGCUGGCCCCCGUGAUACAGCCGGGUGCCCCGUCAGAUACCCGCCGCCUAGCUCUCGUGGUGAUCCGUACAGUUAGUCGUCUACACCCGGAGCUUACCAGGCCUCAUUUGCCUCUGCUUGCGCCUCCGAUCUUUGCAAGUGUCCGCGAUGUCGUCAUUCCAGUCAAGCUCGCAGCAGAGGCUGCUUUCUUGGCCUUAUUCUCUGUCGUGGAUCAGGAAGGUGCCGUCUUUGAAAAAUACAUGGCCGGGCCAGGCUCCGAACUUCCUCCUGGACCGAAACGGAGCAUGUCCGAUUACUUCAAGCGCAUUGCCUUGCGUCUUGCUACCCAGGCAAGAGAGCGGAGGGAAGCAGAGGGAGGCCAGGGAGGUCUGGGCCUUUCAAACGACGAACUUGAGGAUGAGAAGGAAGUGUGGAGUAUUGGGAAGGUGGACCUUGGAGAGGACUCUUUUGGUGAUGAGUGAUUGAUUCCCCUUGACUCUCAGGUCGACGAGUUCCACAAAAGAAUGUAUUUAGAUAUUCCGGUAAAUAUUAUAUGUGAUAUGAUCCCAUG